AUGGAGGAAUACAACGAUGCAGUUCAGAGGGCUGCAAGACUUUCAGCGGCAAGGGAAAGUUUCCUGACAGGAAAGAAAAAUCCGGUGAAUGUAGUGACACAGGAAGAUCUGAUGAUUUACACCCGGUGGUUAGUGUGUCACCUGCACUCUCUGAAGGGCAUUCACCAUUUUCUCCAGGUCUCGGACGUAGAGAGGGUGAUGGAGAGUCUCCAGGAACACAUGGCAGCGGUGUUCGAACCACAUCCUGUGCGGUCAAGUUCUACCACUUCUUCUCAUGCCUGUGGACAGCAGAGCUACAAUCAUGUCUGGAAGGAGAUCUAUGCCUGCACUGAGUUCCUCCAGGAACUAACUAUCGAGGAUGAUAACACAGCUGUGGCUCACAGUGGGAAGGAUGUAGGAAAUAUCAGCUCCGGUAAGCCUCCGGCAUCCUUCAGAAAGAAGAAUGAAAGAGGGUAUAGUUAUAUGGGCAGCUUGCAGCUGCUAGGAUUAGAAGAGGGCACAGCGACCGCCCACAGGGAGCACAUGGUGAGGAGAGGAGCCUACUUGUCCCUUCUUUUCUUACGUCACCUGAGACUCCGGGAGCUAAAGCGAGUGUGCCUGGGGAUCCUUAACUACUUCAGGUCUGUGGAGAGAAGCCUGACCAUCAGUACCGCCGGCCUCUCCUUCAAGGCGGGUCACCUAAUUCCCAGUGCAGAAGACACCUCCUGGGUCAGUGCUGCCAAAGGAGGCACUGGUGGUUUUGGUGGCCUGAGUUCACAGCCAUAUAUUCACUACACACCAGCUGACUACAAGGUCCACAGUGCUCAUUUCAUGGAGUUUGCAGAGGUGGAAAACCACGACGACUUUCACACUAAUGAAGAUGGAUGCAUUCACACACAGGACCAGCGAGGGGCUUACAUAAUAUAUGACGUGGCUUUAGAGGACCUGAAGGAGCUUGAGAACCAGCUGCUGCUUGUGGCCAGCCAGUACAUUGAGAAAGAUAAAAGCAAUGUAACUGGUGAGCAAUUCAGCAGCAGCAACAUCCUUGGCUGGGCACAUGCCUCUGUGGAUCGAUGUGCUGUGCUGCUUGACCUCUGGACCUAUGAAACUGCUCUCUUGGAAAAAAAAUGCCAGCUUCUAGAUGUUUACUUUGAAGCUUACCAACAUACUUUGGACCCAGAGGAAAGAUUUGCUUUGGCCCAAGUGAUAACUGACAUCAUGCAUAAACGUCCAAGGUUUGAUCUCAAGCUUGAAUAUUUUGUCAAUACCUACAAGGAUGAAUGCAUCUGUUUGCAACUUCACCUCCAACUGCUGAGGGACAUAGUAAACCAACAAAUAGAUGCCCAGAGGGAAUACGUCCACAAGAUUUGGUGGGAAGGUCAGAGAGGUGGCAUCAGUGAAUUUGGACUUCCUUAUAAUGUAAUUACUAAGCAGCUUAUCUCUCUUAACACUAGCCAUCCUACUUUGAAGAACAUUUAUUUGCUGGAGUUUCACCCUUCUCUUGGUCUGGUGUGCUUGAUCCCCAAAGCUCUUGAGUAUAUCUACUAGGAAUUCUACAGCAUCUGCAGACCAAAAACAGCCAGUAAAGCAAGUAAUCUAGAAAAACAAGUACUUCAGCUAGUAGUUGAUGAAUGGCUAACUAUGGAAAAACCAGAAACUUUUUACAGCUCUCAGAUUCAAAAAGAUUUAUUUGCCGGGGUACUGAUAGAAGACCCUGUCCUGGUGCAAGAGAUUGCUCUGUCACUAUUAGAGGCGGGAGCAGAUGAAGAAAAAAAGACAGGCAGCGAAAAACAGCUCUUUAUCCUGGACUCCUUCUCCACAAUCCUGGAGCUUGCCACGCUCCGCCAUCGGCUAAUAGAGGUGGCGACAGAGAGUGCACGGCUAGCCAGGUUUUAUAAGGCUUUUGCAAUGGAAGCAGGUUUUGGGGAGUUCCGUUUGUACCUGAGGCCCAUGCACUUCGAAUCUGCAUCUCACAGGGAGAAAGCAGACCACCUCCCACUAAUAUUCAUUACAUCUCUCCUGGAAGAUGACAGCUGUGUUGACAGAUAUAUUCCAUCUAGCUUACCAUUAAGCAUUCAAGAAAUUGACAGUCAUAUUGGAAAGCUUAGUUUCCGUACAAGAGAUGGUGUUAUGCGGCUCUUGUGUCCCUCUGGAAUAAGGAACACGCAACUUAUCCUGGCCUGUCAGGUCAUUCAGAAAAAUGCUCUUUUGGUGGCUGUUCAGCAAUCCUCCUUUUGUUACUUGGUCCAGCCUCCCCAUGCCCCGGACAUAAAGGUUAGCAGCAUCUUCUUCCUCACGUUGCACUAG
Molecule: messenger RNA, 2286 nt
Organism: Pygoscelis adeliae (Adelie penguin)
Lineage: Eukaryota; Metazoa; Chordata; Aves; Sphenisciformes; Spheniscidae
Gene: CCDC162
Product: transmembrane protein FLJ37396
Source: RefSeq, a predicted model, not a curated record